Molecule: messenger RNA, 501 nt
Organism: Thamnophis sirtalis
Lineage: Eukaryota; Metazoa; Chordata; Lepidosauria; Squamata; Natricidae
Source: RefSeq, a predicted model, not a curated record
AUGGGUCCCUUUUCUCUGUUUUUCUUUUGCUUGGCUACAGUGGGAUAUCUCAUUGAAGCUGUACCAGUGGCUAUAUCCUACCAAAACUCUAAUAGAAAUCUCUUUUGCUGUAUCAAGGAACCCCAUAGUUCUGCUGAUUCAAAGUGUCCUCUGAUGGUGAAAGUCCUUGAUGCAGUUCGAGGAACCCCAGCUACCAACCUCCCAGUAAAACUGUUCAAAAAGGGUGAAGAUGAGGCCUGGAAGGAGUUUUCCAGUGGGAAAACAAAUGAAUUUGGAGAAAUCCAUGAACUUAUCACUGAUGAGUUAUUUACCGAAGGCUCAUACAAGUUGGAAUUUGACACCAGCUCAUACUGGAAGGCACUUGGCAUUUCCCCAUUUCAUGAGUAUGCUGAAGUGGUUUUUACCGCUAAUGAUUCUGGUCAUCGUCAUUACACUAUCGCUGCUCUUCUCAGUCCCUUUUCUUAUUCAACUACAGCUGUUGUCAGUAUCCCAAAGGAAUAA